AUGGAGAACAUGCCGGUUGUCAUCGGCCGAUAUCGGCUCAGUAAGACCUUGGGAAUCGGGGCCUUCGGGAAGGUCAAAUUGGGGGAGCACAUGCUCACGGGACACCGAGUGGCAGUGAAAAUUCUCAACAGAGGCAAGAUCCAAGCCCUGGACAUGGAGGACAAGGUCAAGCGCGAGAUUAACAUCCUCAAGCUUUGCCGGCAUCCGCACAUCGUCCGACUGCACGAGAUCAUCGACACACCGAGCGAUAUCUUCAUGGUCAUGGAGUACGCGCCCAACGGAGAGUUGUUCGACUACAUCGUCUCCAAAGGGAGGCCUACAACAGAGGAGGCGCAGCGUCUGUUCCAGCAAAUCGUCACCGCAGUGGAGUACUGCCACUUCCACAACAUAGUACACCGCGACUUGAAACCGGAGAAUUUGCUCCUGGACCAGGACAACAACCUCAAGAUCGCUGAUUUCGGGCUGUCGAAUAUGAUGAGGGACGGGGAGUUCUUGCGAACAUCUUGCGGGUCCCCCAACUACGCGGCGCCGGAGGUGAUCAUGGGCACACUCUACGCUGGCCCGGAGGUAGACGUGUGGUCGUGCGGCGUGAUACUGUACGCGUUGUUGUGCGGCAGCCUGCCCUUCGACGACGAGAGCAUUCCGUCUCUCUUCAAGAAGAUCAAAUCCGGGAUGUACUCCCUCCCGAGCCACCUGAGCGCCUUGACCCGAGACCUGGUGCCACGGAUGCUGGUGGUGGAUCCGAUGAAGCGCAUCACGAUCGCCGAGAUCAAGCAGCACCCGUGGUUCCAGCAGAGCAUCCCGCUGUACCUGACGCUCACGCCGGCGCAGCUGGAGGACCAGGCCAGCAAGGUCGAUGAAGACGUGGUGGCGAUGCUGUGCGAGCUACCUUUCAAGGGCAUUACGCGAGAGCGAAUUUUGUUGGCCCUGGCUCACAAGGGGUACAAGAAGAAGGGCGAGUUCGAGCACGAGCUGAGAGUAGUGUACGAGCUCUUGCAGGGGAACAAGCUUCACAAGGCGCGGCUGAAGCAAUGCGUGUCGGAGAACAAGCUGCACAUGCAAACGCCGCCCACCUUCGUGGGGACCAAUCGGGCGCGCGGGGGGAGUUCUCCGAGCCGGGGGGGGGGGCGGAAUUCGGGGUCGCUGCCGAAGCAGAUGACGGACACCCCACGGGAGGCUGCUGCAGCACUCAUCAGAAAGGGGUAUGCGCAAGGCGGCAGCAGCAGCCGUCCAGGACAACCUGCUUCAGGUGGGACGGGGGGGACGGGGGGUGCAGCGGCGGCGGGGGCACCGAUGAAGCGAAGGCGAUGGUACCUGGGCAUCCAGUCCAAGAAGGACCCGGCGCAUGUCAUGACGGAGGUGUAUCGGGCGUUGCUGCAGCUGGGGUGCGAGUGGCACCUGCACUCGUCGUACCGAAUCCAGUGCAUGUGGAAACCAGACGCCGAGCCGGUGAUGCCGAGAGGGGGCUUGAAACGGCCGGGGGGGCUUAGAACACCUCCAGGAGGGGCGGGGCAGGGGGGCUACUUGGGCGGGGGCGGCGGCGGGCUGUCGAAGAGGGAGGGGGGGCAGGGGACGGGAGGGGACAGGCUGGGGGCGGUCGGGCCGGGGGGGAGGGCGGAGGAAUACAGAGUCGUCGCGGGGUUGACGCUGUACAAGGUCCAGACGAACAUCUACCUGCUGGACUUCCACAAACGAGAAGGAGACCAGUUCACCUUCAUGACGCUGUGCGCGAAAAUCAUCAUCCAGCUCAAGACUCUCAGCGCUCAAAGUAAAAUGCAGGUCACCGGCCGCCUGCAGGUAAUACAUCGGCUUCUUGGAUGCGAUCGUAGGGGAUAUGUUUUCGAGCUGUGA
Molecule: messenger RNA, 1851 nt
Organism: Ectocarpus siliculosus
Lineage: Eukaryota; Phaeophyceae; Ectocarpales; Ectocarpaceae
Source: the annotation of a GenBank genome assembly